AAGGAUUAGGUUAAUUUGAAGAGGAGGUGCUGCAUGUGUGUGGUUUGUGUGCAGCGCCGGGGCGAGCUGUAUCUCGGUUACAUUGUGUUUCGGAAUUGUUACUUUUUGAAACAAGAAUCGGCGACUUUGCUGUGAGUGAUCAGGCGGGGGAUUGGGGAGUUUGCAGCUGGAGCCGUGGGGAAGAUGCUGGGUUUACUGAGGAGGACUCUUGGUCGCCGCACGGUGCGCCGGCACGCUGACCGGGAGAAGCAGAGGGAAGCACAGCGAUCAGGGAUCCACAUCCCCGCGGCCGGAGACUCCAAAUCCAUCAUCACCUGCAGAGUCUCCCUCCUGGACGGCAGCGAUGUCAGCGUUGAUCUACCGAAAAAAGCGAAAGGCCAGGAGCUUUUUGAGCAAAUCAUGUACCAUCUCGACAUCAUUGAGAAAGACUAUUUUGGCCUUAGGUUCAUGGAUUCUGCCCAAGUAGCGCAUUGGUUGGACAACACCAAGAGCAUCAAGAAGCAAGUGAAAAUUGGUCCACCGUACUGCCUUCAUUUGCGGGUGAAGUUUUACUCCUCUGAACCAAAUAAUCUUCGUGAAGAGUUAACAAGGUACUUAUUUGUACUACAAUUGAAGCAGGACAUCCUGAGUGGCAAGUUAGAAUGCCCUUUUGACACAUCAGUCCAGCUGUCAGCCUAUGCCAUUCAGGCUGAAGUGGGUGAUUGCGAUCCCUCGGAGCAUGGCCCAGACUUUGUGUCAGAGUUCAGAUUUGUGCCAAAUCAGACUGAAGAAAUGGAACUCGCCAUCUUUGAGAAAUGGAAAGAAUGCAGGGGUCAAUCACCAUCUCAAGCAGAAACAAACUAUCUCAAUAAAGCCAAAUGGCUGGAGAUGUACGGAGUGGACAUGCACAAGGUCAAAGGAAGAGAUGAAAAUGAAUACAGCCUGGGCCUGACCCCGACAGGAGUCCUGGUAUUUGAAGGUGAAACAAAGAUUGGACUCUUUUUCUGGCCAAAGAUCAUCAAACUGGAAUUUAAGAAAAGCAAGCUAACUCUUGUAGUAGUGGAAGAUGAUGAGCAGGGGAAAGAACAAGAGCACACCUUUGUAUUCCGACUGGAUCACCCGAAGGCUUGCAAACACCUCUGGAAGUGUGCUGUGGAACACCAUGCGUUUUUUCGACUGCGUGGACCUGUCCAGAAGAAGUCCAACCAGAUAGCCUUUGUGCGGAUGGGCUCCCGGUUUAGAUACAGUGGAAGAACGGAAUACCAAACCACCAAAAUCAGUAAACCACGACGUCAAGUGUCUUUUGAGCGGCGGCCUAGUAGACGCUACUCGAGAAGAUCAACACAGCAGAGAGCGAAUCCUUUCAACAGAAACUUGGAACCAAGUUCUCACAUUAAUGCAGCAAACCAGAAACCUGCCUCCCAGACGGCAAUGGUGAGGUCAGCCAUCCCUGUUACAGCCUCAUUACCCAGUGCCACUGGACCGAUUGAAAUAGAGAACCUUCCCAGAAGCCCAGGCCUGAACCAAUCUGAGAAGAGGAGCGUGCAAAUAGACUUAUUAGAUACCAAGGAGCUCCUGGAGACCUGUGUCGAUGAAGUCGUAGCAAUGCCUGUUGCCAUGACAGCAACAGGGAUUUCAGAAUCUUCGGUUCAAAGUUUGACCUCUGGAACAAACGAGAGCGCACGUGACAAACCAGAUUCAGCAGCGCUGGAUGAAGUCGUAGCGAAACUGAAACAGCUCCAGAUAGAGAGCAGUCCUUCUCCUGGGACCAACCCCAAAAUAAACCUCACCAUGAAUCUCAAUGGCCAGGAGGACACGGUAAAGUUGUUGGACAGGGACCUCAAGAACACAGUCGAUACCAUUUGCCCGACCCUUUCUGAGGGUGUGAAAAGUAAUAUUGUGAAAGCACAGCCAGAGGUUGCUGUGAAGGGGCCGAGAGAUGAUACCAGACUGAAUGAGAAAAUCUCCAACCUGUUUGACGCAGCCUUCGGGGGACCAGAAACCACCGACACCAUUUUAUUCACAAGCAAAAUCCCAGAGCGCCCAGGUGCCAGGGGCCCGCUGAAACCCAUUCCAGUUGGCACCCCUUUCAAUCUUGAUGAUCUGAUUGAGAAGGAGACUGUUCCCAACUCUGAGAUUCCAACAAUCCCCCUGACUUCAGUUCCCAUAGAUGCACCCAGUGACUUUCCAGCUCUGAAGAAUGUUGCUGAGGAUUUGGACAACCUGUUAUCGGCACUGAGUGAGAAUCUGAUCGAUUUCACGGACCCCACGCCAGCGGACAUGGUGGUUCCUAACGGGAUGAUUUUCAGUCGCGACGUCUCUUCCACUGUAAUGGCACCAAAACCAUUUGCUGAACCCACACUCUUUCCAUUUCCGUCUCACACUCCAGCUCAACAUUCCUUGGAAUCAACAUUUCCAUCAACUCCCAGCAUUAUCACAAAGAAUGUGGAGAAGACUGUGAAGCCCAAGGGAUUAUUGACAACAGAGUUGUGAGGAAUACAGAGCUUGCCUUUGACCCAUUUAUAAAGUGAAAACAACAGUCAAAGGUGUCUGCCUUCAUUUAGAAUCCUAAGAUAUUCCAUGUGGAAUACCCAAACAACACUUGAGACCUCCUUUUGUACAGAAUCUGAGCUCCACACUGCCUCCUUUAUGAGACAGUGGCUGUAGGAAUAGUCCCCUAAUGGAAUCUUGCUUUUCAGACCCACUACAAAAGUAAGGUUUUAAUUUCUGUUUGAGAAUGUGAAUUCCUCCUAAGCUGCUUAUGGGUUAAAGCUACUGGAAAAACAGUUCCAAGUACAGAAGGUUACUCGGAAUGUGGACCAUUGUUUCAUCUCAAAGAAUAAUCUAUGUUUACCGGCAAGAGGAAUAGUUCGUGCUGACUACUGCGAGCAAGGAGGAACUGUUGUCAGAAGCUGGCGUGACAGUAAAGGAGCCAGUUUCUGACUGAGUGGGAAUAGUGCAGGUUGGAAAUGAAGGUAAAACACUGUAGUCCCGAGUCUCCAACCCAAAUUCUCCAGUUAGCUUUUCUUUCCACAGGGAUCAACUCUGCAUUUUAUGAAGAGCAGACAUUUCAACAUCUCAGAGAUAUUAAAUUCUGAGGCACAUUCCACAUAGAAUCUGGAUCAAACUCCAGUAUAUCCAAGAAGGGGGUCUGGGAGGCGGAAUCGGAAGUCUGGAGAGAGAUGGUAGCACUGAUGUGGAUGCCGGAUGACACUGAAUUUUUUUUUAAGUUUCCUGAUGCUCUAGCAGUAGUUUGAAAAACUUACUAAUUUUUCAAAUCCUAGGUAAGGAGGGCAGGGGGAAGAGACCAUUUCACAAUGCAAGGUGAUCUGAGCCUAAUCGAAAAAUAUUGCACUUUUGGCAAUUGUUCCCUCACCUGCACAAGAUGCCAGUAACCACCAGAAGAAUCUUGGAAACGCCUGGUCAAUCAAUGAUGGUUUCAUCUGACAUUUCUUUAUCAGAUAUCAGAAAUGUAAAAGACAACAUUGUUUGGGAAGAUGACAAAAAGAAGCUAAAACGAAAGAAAAACUGUGACCAUGCAAUUUCAAUCAGCAAUUCUUCUGAUACUGUAAACUUUUCUAUUGGUUUCCAUGUUGAAUUUACAAUUUUGUUUUAAUCUCCUUUCCAUUUCAAUCUGUUUGUUGCCUGUUUCUCUCAACACCCCACUGAUCCCUAAUGCCCUACAGCAUACCUGCUGCUGUAUCAUAAUUGGAUUCUUAAAGAGCUGUUUUUGUGUUUCCCAGAAUAAUCUACUCCCCACCUCCCUCUAUGCACAGAUUGCUCACUCUGCUGGGAAGGUUUCCCUGAUUUGUGAUGGCCAGAGCAAUUCAUUCCAUGAGAAUAUGGGAAUGGCUGCAUGCUACAAGUGGAAGAGAUGCCUAUGGUUUUGUCAUACCUGAUGCAAUAUCCCUCAUCAUUCUGUUCUGUUCUCUCUCUUCCCCAACCCCACCCAACCCUCGAUCUCUCGCCUGCCGCGCACACACACACACACACACACACACACACACACACACACACACAACAUGAAGUAUAAAACGUACUCUGACUAAUCCUCCCACUCCUGCCUGACGUAUUCUGCUGGUUUCAUACUAGUUUAAUCCAACUGGCCACCUGUCCUCAGGGUCUACUGUUGAAACUCUUCCUUAGGUCAACAGAUUGUACAUGGAUCAGUGUGCCCUUUAAAGUUCUUCAAAUCAGAAGUGCAUAUCCUUUCUUUGAGAGGGAAGACGUCUCUGGUCUAAUUAGCACCUUUUCUUGCUGGAGCCAUGAUCGGUCUUUUGUUAAUCAUAGGGUUGUAAAACCCACUGCAUUCACCCAACUCCUUCUCUAAAUUAUGUUCAACUAUUUAUUACUAUUUCAUUGCACAUUUUACUUAUUGUGGGGUGGAGUGGUACUGUUUGCAUUUGUCCCUAUGUAGUAUGGCAAAAAUUUUAUUAACUGGCUCCUGUGGGACCAGAAGUGUGUCAGUUGAUCAAAUAUUCCAGAUAAUCAAGAGGCCCACAUGAUCAAUGUAAAAACACUAAGUAAUUGAAACUAAGUAAUGCAGGGGUUAUAUACAUCACUGUUAUAUUUUAUUUACGGCAUAAAUCACUUAAAUCAUAAUGAAACUUUACCUUCAAUAAAAUUCACCAGCAGAGAGCCUUCUCACUUUUGCAGCCUCAACUAACUGUUCAAACAUUGCGAUAAUACAGUAAAUAUCUGGUAUUUCAGCUAUAUAAUUUUUGCCGGUUUAUUGGGAAUGCUGGUUCAUAAGGUACUAGAUAAAACAAAGUUUGCUGUAUUCAUUCUUACUCCUCUUCACUGCUUCCUAACAGCCACUCUUUGCUUCCUUUCACCUCCCAAGCUAGUGUUGUUUUGACUGCAACCUCUGUAGUUCCCUAGCUGAUAGUGGAAAUUGCAGUGCCUCAGUAAUUGUGUUGUUAUCUGAUAACCUUUCCCCAAGAUCCCAGCUUUGCUCAGCUCUUUGCACUAGCUCACAAUGUUGUGUGUUCAGCCUCUAUACCAGGACACCCUGUGGUGCGAUAUAUUGUUAACCUUUGAGGUGAUUCACAUCAUGAACUGGAAUCCUGCUUGUUUGGGAGGGUGGUGAAGACCUCAUGGCCACACCUAAAGGACAGACAAUUUACCCCAGUGCUGAGUUCUGUUACUCCCUCAAUGCUUAAACAGUGAUUCACCCUUCUGCUAUUUUUAGGACAUUAAUGUAAAUUUCAAACAGCGAUGUAUUAACAUAGUGUUUCAACUUUUAAAUAUACUUUCCCCUGUAUUGAAUUGCGUUGGGAACUUUAACCAGCUCAUUCGGAUGGUGUUAAUGUUUCUAAAUAGGAAUCUUAACCACAACUCUUACUUUUGUAUUGAAAGUGUAUAUUUUUUUAAGUAUAGUUUAAUCUUGUCUAGUCACGAGGAUAAGUCUCUUGUUAUCCGAAGUUCUAAAAAUUGUAACUGAAUGACAUAGAGGGGCUGGGGUGUAAACCAAUUGAGUGUUGUGGUCACAGUUUUUAAUGACACCAGGCAGCUGAUAUGAUUUGAAAUGGAAACACUGACAGUAAUUCUCCUCUUAAUGUAUUUUUAUAACCUUACAUUUGUUUACUUUGUUGUGCUCCCUACUGAAAAUUGAGGGUGUUCAAAACACACAAGGACAGUGUGGUGGCCUUCUAAGCUUAUCUUCAUCAAACACUCUGGUUAAAGGCAAGUUGACAUUCCUAUGAAAAAAAGUAUGCAGAAUCCCGUAAAGAAUAAUAAUUUGUUAUACUCCUUUGAGGCUGAUGUCUAAUCUUAGCUUUAUAUCAACAUGAUUUUAAUGAUGUAAUUUGGUGUUAAGUUUAUGUAUUCUGUGAGGUGAGGAUGCGACAAUUCCUCAUGAAGUGAUCUUGUGUUGUUUUGAGUUUGAAGCUGCUGUAUUCAGUGCAAAGCAAUGUUUCUGUGAUUUCAUGUGCCCAAACAAAACCCAUUGCACCCAGGUCAAGACUGUCUCCUUCCUUUGAGGAUGCCUCAAAGAUGGCAUUAUGAUCUAUUUGGUCUGUUUUAUUCAUAGGAAAUAAAACCUAGAAUAUUCAUCAGGUCUGGCAGGCAUCGGCACAGAGUAAACCAAGUUGAAACUUCUGAUUUCAGUCAAGUUGACUUCAGAAGAUUAAAAGCAAACCAUGUAGAUGCUGGAAAUCUGAAAUAAAAACAGAAAAUGCUAGUGAAACUCAGUAGG
This is a messenger RNA of Rhincodon typus (whale shark), 6175 nucleotides long. RefSeq names its product erythrocyte membrane protein band 4.1 like 5 (gene epb41l5). The transcript is spliced from 24 exons. Gene Ontology annotation, molecular function: cytoskeletal protein binding. The record is from RefSeq and is a predicted model, not a curated record. The coding region runs from base 184 to 2472 and encodes 762 amino acids. Gene Ontology annotation, cellular component: cytoskeleton. NCBI's taxonomy places the organism in Eukaryota, Metazoa, Chordata, Chondrichthyes, Orectolobiformes, Rhincodontidae.